CGGGGCUCCAGCAGCCGCGGGAUCUGCAGUUCGGACUCCCAGCGCCACAGUCGCCGCAGUUCCUUCCACUCUGGUGGCCCCGCGGCCGUGAGGGGAUCCCGGGGGUCGGCUGGCCGCUCGGAAUUGGCUCGGGAUCGGCCCCGCCUCUCCCUCCCUCACUGGGGCCUAGACGGCCGGGGCCGCGGGGAAAUGGAGCCCUCUCCCACCGCUGGGGGCUCGGAGACCACUCGCCUGGUGAGCCCCCGAGACCGUGGCGGCAUUGGUGGCGGCCUGCGUUUGAAGAGUCUCUUCACAGAGGCCUCAGAGCCCGUCCCCGAGGAGCCCAAACCCACAGAGAUGUCCUUCCAGCACUGCCACAGGGACCCCCUGCCCCAGCCGGGUCUCACCCCUGAGAGGCUGCAGGCGCAGAGGCAGCUGUGCGCCGCCUGUGCCGUGUGCUGCGUCUUCAUGGCCGGGGAGGUCGUCGGUGGGUAUUUGGCGCACAGCCUGGCCAUUAUGACCGAUGCAGCCCACCUGUUGGCAGACGUGGGCAGCAUGAUGGGCAGCCUCUUCUCCCUUUGGCUCUCUACCCGUCCAGCCACCCGCACCAUGACCUUUGGCUGGCACCGUUCAGAGACUCUGGGGGCUUUGGCCUCUGUGGUCUCCCUCUGGAUGGUCACUGGCAUCCUCCUGUACCUGGCUUUCAUCCGCCUGCUGCACAGCGACUACCACAUCGAAGGGGGUGCCAUGCUGCUGACCGCCAGCAUCGCAGUCUGUGCCAAUCUGCUAAUGGCCUUUGUGCUGCACCAGGCUGGGCCCCCCCACAGCCACGGGUCUAGGGGGGCAGAGUAUGCACCGCUGGAGGAGGGGCCUGGGGAGGCCCUGCCCCUGGGGAACACCAGCGUCCGGGCGGCCUUUGUGCAUGUGCUGGGGGACCUCCUGCAGAGCCUUGGGGUGCUGGCUGCCUCCGUCCUCAUCUACUUCAAGGCGUGGGGCUGUUUUCUCUACAGCCUCAAUACAAGGCAGCUGACCCCAUCAGCACCUUCCUCUUCUCCAUCUGCGCCCUCGGAUCCACCGCUCCCACCCUCCGAGACGUUCUCCGCGUCCUCAUGGAAGGUACCCCCCGAAGUGUGGGGUUCGAGCCUGUGCGGGAUACCCUGUUGUCAGUGCCAGGAGUCCGGGCAACCCACGAGUUGCACCUGUGGUCCCUCACGCUCACCUACCACGUUGCCUCUGCACACCUGGCCGUCGACUCCACAGCUGACCCCGAAGCUGUCCUGGCUGAAGCCACAUCCCGGCUCCACUCCCGGUUUGGAUUCUCCAGCUGUACCCUGCAGGUCGAGCAGUACCAGCCCGAGAUGGCCCAGUGCCUGCGCUGCCGGGAGCCCCCCCAAGCCUGAGCCACGGCCCCACCUGCCUCCCCCCACUGCCAGGCCCCUGGCUCAGCCUUGGACUCUCAGCACCUGCCUCCCUGCUCACGGAGAAGUGACAGAGCUGGGCCUGCACCCUUCCUCCCUCCCCGCUUCCACCUGCCGACCCCCCAGCCCCAGUGGGCAAGACCAGAGUGUGUGUGGGGCGUGGGCCCGGAGUCAGGCUGAACAGGGAACUCAGAGCAGUGGGGGGGGGGUGUAGAAGUCCCGAGGUCCCCGUUCCCUGUGGUCUGGGGAGCCCCCAGUGUCCUUUCCGUGCAGUUCAUUAUUUGUUGUGUGGCAGGCUGGCUGGGAGCAUCUGCCUGUCUGUGUGCUGUUGGUGUGCCUAUGCCUGGGGGAGGUCAGCAGGGGCCCCCUCCCCACGUGGCCCUCGCUCUGUCUAUGCAGGAGCCCCAAAGCCCGCACUUUGUCCGUGUGUUCUAGCCCUGUGGUUUUGUGUCUCUGUGUGCGUGUGUUUCUUGGUGCUGUGGCCUAUGCUAUGGUCUCUGUGCCUGUGUGGCUGUGCUAUGGUCUCUAUGAGUCUGCACCAUCCACGUAUCCAUCUGGGGUCUGUCUGUCCAUCCCUCUGUUGGUGCUGUGCCCUCGGCUAUUCCAGGGAGAGGGAGGACUCCGCCGCAGCUCCGCCAAUAAACCUGCGUCAAACUGCA
Molecule: messenger RNA, 2056 nt
Organism: Phacochoerus africanus (Common warthog)
Lineage: Eukaryota; Metazoa; Chordata; Mammalia; Artiodactyla; Suidae
Gene: SLC30A3
Product: solute carrier family 30 member 3
Exons: 8
Coding region: 190-1611 (473 amino acids)
Biological process (GO): response to zinc ion; zinc ion transmembrane transport
Cellular component (GO): plasma membrane
Molecular function (GO): zinc ion transmembrane transporter activity
Source: RefSeq, a predicted model, not a curated record